AUGCCCUCCGGCUCCUCUGAGCUCUCGGAGGUGCGGGCAGACAGUGCCCCCAGGGACCCAAGCAAGAGCGAGGCUGGGUGCCCCGGGCAGGAGCCAGACCGGGUGCCAGCGCUGGGCGGCCGCGCCGGGGAUGCGGCUUCCUCUGGGCCUGGCACUGCCGGCCCAUUCAUCGUCCCCGGCCCGGCGCCCUCGCGCCGGGUCCGCGCGGCCAGCCAGGAAAACGGCGCCCCCCGGCCCCGCCGCCAGGGGGAGCAGAGAGUCGCCUGCCGCCCCUCCGGGAAGUUGCCACCGCGGCCCGCCGGGCGUCUGGCACUGGACGGGCCCACCCCGCCCCGUCGGCGCCGAUCGGUCCCGCAGAGCCGGGGCCGCAGCCCGAACCCGGACUCCAGCCCGGCAACGUCAUCCGGCCGCUUCCCGAAGCUUAACCCCUUCCUCCGCCAGCUGCGCGCCGCCCCGCCCCGCCGCCAACUUUCUUCGCCCAACUUCGCAGCGCGCGGGCCGGCCCGACGGCCAGGCGGAGACGGAGGGUGGGAGGGAGCGGCGGCCACGUCGCGCCGCGGGGCCGCGGCCGGUCCCGCCGACGGCGAGGACGUGGGGUCCACACCGCGGGCGCACUCGGUCGACGCCCCCCGGCAUGGGGUUCGGGUCCGGCACACGCCUCACCCCCACCCCGGGGCCCACCGGGACCACCCCCCGCCAGGGUCCGCGACCGCGGCGACGGCGGGCGGCACCGCCGCCGGGGGAGGGGCCGCCAAGGAGACGUGUCACUCCCGGCGCGGCCCGGCCCGGCCCGGCCCGGCCCCGGCGCCCCGACGGCCCGCCCGCGCGCCGCCGCUGCAGGGCCCGGCCAAGUUUCUUACCUGCAGCCGGAGACGCGGGAGGGAGAGCGAGAGGGCAGGAGCCGCAGCCGCCGCCGCCGCGGAACCGGGAGACAGAGGAGCCGGCCAAGCCUCCGCCGAGAAGCCGCCCCCCAAGCAGCUGCAGGCGCCUCGAUCCCGACGCUGCCCGCCCCGUCCGCCGUCCGCUCUGGCCGCUAGCUGGCUGCGUGCGCGCGUGUGGAGUCGUGGCACUUUCUGCCUCGGAGCUGGCGAACGGCCCCCUCCGCAGGGAUCACCGCCUCCUGCCUUCCCCACCCGGGCCAGCCAUUCAUCGAGCCGCCUUUCCCCAUUGGCUCGCACCCCGCCACUCCGCUGGCCGCUGGCCAGUCAGAGCGCCGGCGGCCGAGCCGCGGCGGCGCCCAUUGGGCAGGAAGGCGGACCUCCGCCUCGGCCAAUGGGAGAGGGGAGGAGCUGCGGGGCGCCGCGGGGGCGGGGCCGGGGCGAGGGGCGGGGCCGCGCGGUGCGGCGCUCGGCCCCUACGCGGGGGCGGGGCGGGGCGGGGCGGGGCCGGGACGCUCGGCCACACGCAAGGGAGGGGGCGCCGGCCGGCCCCGCCCACUCCGGGCGCCGGCCCCGCGCGCGGGCGCCGACCAGGGCCAGGCUCUGGGCCGGCGGGGCCGCGGAGGUUCGAAUCCAGGAGGUGCUCCGCCCGCGCCCCUGGCCUGCUCUGGGCUGAUGUGGCGGUGGGUGUCGCCCUGAGCAGAUGGUUGCGCAACACGGGAACCGUAGGGAGAAAUGCUUCGUCUAAAAACCAGCUAACUUCCCCCCGCAGCAGCGCCCCCUCCGGGCGCUGGAUGAGAGGACAAGUCCUGCCGGCUGUCAGUCCCGAGAGGGCUCGUCCCUGUGUUCAUUGCAAUCGGCCCCAGAAAGAAUUUUCUCGAGGCGGUUACAUCGAGGCACGGUCCAGACCUCAGCUGGCAGCAGGGCCGCAAUUGCAGUUCUCUCUAUGACUGCAAGGAGAUUCAACCCGUCCAUCAUAAAGGAAAUCAGUCCUGAAUAUUCAUUGGAAAGACUGAUGCGGAAGCUGAAACUCCAAUCCUUUGGCCAUCUGAUGUGAAGAACUGACUCAUUA
Molecule: messenger RNA, 1950 nt
Organism: Cervus elaphus (red deer)
Lineage: Eukaryota; Metazoa; Chordata; Mammalia; Artiodactyla; Cervidae
Product: collagen alpha-1(I) chain-like
Exons: 5
Coding region: 1-1554 (517 amino acids)
Source: RefSeq, a predicted model, not a curated record